Messenger RNA from Corvus hawaiiensis (hawaiian crow), 4058 nucleotides. RefSeq names its product golgi associated kinase 1A (gene GASK1A). The transcript is spliced from 5 exons. NCBI's taxonomy places the organism in Eukaryota, Metazoa, Chordata, Aves, Passeriformes, Corvidae. Gene Ontology annotation, cellular component: Golgi apparatus. Bases 448 to 1713 code for a protein of 421 amino acids. The record is from RefSeq and is a predicted model, not a curated record.
AGAGUUUGAAAACUCACAGUUGAAGUUCGCAGGGUGUCCUCCCGCCCAGGGGGAGCGGAGGCACCCGCUGGCGUGUGGUGACAGGAACCCAGCAGCCCCUGCAGUGCGGAGCUGGGCAGCGAGGAUUGCGGACAGCCCGAGGGGCACCCCUGGGUGACAGCCCCCGGCCGUGAUUAAUGGCUUGGGGAGAGGGAGCGGGCUGAUUAGUUGCUGGAUACUUUUUUGUUUUGGUUUGGUUUUUUGUUUGUUUGCUUUUGGGUUUUUGUUUUUUGUUUGUUUUGUUUUGUUUUUUGCUAUGUUUUAAAUUUUUGUGUUCUGUGUGGGUUCCUGGUGUCGUAUGGAAGUGCCACAGGCGGCCGGCACCCGGCUCAGGAGGUGACCGUGUGCUGUGUCACCCACAGGCGGUGAAGCACAUGAGGAGGAGUGCGUCGGCUGCUGCUGCGAGACAUGGCCCAGCGACCAUGGCGACGGAUGGGGAUGAAGCCCCCAGCCCCAGCGGCUGUCGGGGUGCUGUUGGCCCUGGCCCUGCUGGCUCUCAUCCACCUGCCCCAACCACCGGCCUGCUCCCCACUCCCGCUGCCAGCCUCGUCCCCUCCAGGGCCCCCAAGGGAGGUGGCUGCCCCCCUCUCUGGAGGACAAGCCCACAGAAAAAGGCUCCCCAUGCCCCUCACUCACCUGCAGCAGGAGCAGGCCCCUGGCCGGAGCAGGAGGCAGCGGGGGGUGGAGAGGGACACUCCUCCAUGGCUCUCUGCUGACGACCUCCAGAAGAUGCGGCUGCUGUCCAGUGGGCACGUGGUCUCCAAAACCCGCGUCCCUGCCCACGGGCAAAUCAUGCGGGUGGGGCUGCGUGCCAUGGGGGAUGCCAAGGGAGAUGCCAAGGGAGAUGUCACUCCAGCCAGCCCAGAAGGAGACUGCCAGGAUGGGCGCUGUGGGCUCAUCAAGCGCCCUGGGGACCUGUAUGAGGUGCUGGCCUUCCACCUGGACAGGGUGCUGGGCCUGAACCGCAGCCUGCCCGCCGUGGCCCGGCGCUUCACCAGCCGCCUCCUGCCCUACAGCUACACCGACGGCGCCCCGCGCCCCAUCAUCUGGUGGGCUCCUGACCUCCAGCACCUGGAGGAUGCCAACAAUGACCAGAACUCCUGCGCCCUGGGAUGGCUGCAGUACCAGGAGAUGCUGCAGCCCCACAGACCGACACUGGUGGCCGGGGACGCUCCCUGCUCCAGCAUCCCACACAGCGAGUGGAGCCGCCUGGCCCUCUUUGACUUUCUUCUCCAGGUUCAUGACCGCCUGGACCGCUACUGCUGUGGGUUUCAGCCAGAUCCCUCUGAGCCCUGUGUGGAGGAGAUGCUCCAUGAAAAGUGCCGGAAUCCAGCAGAGCUGGUCCUGGUCCACAUCCUGGUCCGAAGGAGCGCGCCGUCCCGCCUGGUGUUCAUCGACAACGCGGGGAGGCCACAGCACCCUGAGGAGAAGCUCAACUUCAGGCUCCUGCAAGGCAUAGACAGCUUCCCAGCAGCGGCGGUGGCCACGCUGCGGUCGGGCAGACUGCAGAGCCUUCUGCUGGAAUCGCUGCGCCUGGACCGGGAGCUCUGGGAGAGUCAGGGCGGCGCCGGGGGGCUGAGACCCCUGCUCCGCACCAUUGACAGGCGGGCACGCGUCCUACUCCGCCACAUCCGGGAGCACAACCUGACGCUGUUUGAGGACUCGCCGCGCUGAACCGACCGCCGGCUGGCUCAGAGUCCCUGCCUUGCACAUCCCAGCGGCCAUGGAUGGACCUCAUGCCCUCGGCAUGGAUGUUGUGAGGCUCCGUGCUGGUGCUUGGCUCUCUGCAAGGUGUUUCCCCCCCCACCUUGCAGGAUGCUCUGGAGAAGCAGAUGGAAUCACAGGGAGUAGGAAAGAUGGGGAGGAGAUGUCUCCUAAGACAACUCACAACUGCUUGAGAAGGGCAACAGCCAUCAGCAUGGAUUUUCAAAGGAAGGGCACAUCCAUGAGGUUUUUUGGGUGCCUUCACUCACACACACACAAACACACAGCACCUGUGAAAGCUGGAGGCUUGGACAGUUGAACAGCUGGCAGGGACCCUGGGAAGAGUUAAAGAAGCAGUGGAAGAAGUCACUGGCAGCCUUUCCAGGUUUGUACUGGGCUUUUUCAUGAUGCCUUCACUAUUUCCAAAACAUCCCAGGCAGAGAGGCAGGGGGAAAGCAGAGGGGAGCUUUCUAAGUGGAUUAAGCAAAGACAAGACACUAGAGCUGAGCUCUGCCUUACUCCCAGGCACACAUCUCCUCUUCUGCAGGGGGAGACUGAAGCCUGAAGCUGGACUAGGCAGGACCCUGGAGCUCAGCAGCAUUGGGUAGCAGCUGUCCUCAUGUAGCCCAUGGUACCAUCCCUGGUGAGAGCCAUGUGCCAUGAUCCAUGCAUGUACCCUGGUAGGCCUGGGCUGCUGCCAAGGCAUGCUCUCAAUGUUGGAUUUGAAGACUUAAAUCUCUCAUUCACUCUUUCCCUUUGCUGUCAGGGGAUGAAAGGCAAAACUACCCCACUUCUGAAAAGCACUCCUGGCUGCUCUCUUGGGCAUAAUUGCACUAACUCUUCCCCAGGAUUGCAGAAAAAUGUUUUAACAAAAAUACCAGGCUAUUUUAGCAGAAGGCAGUCGAGUGCAAAAUGCUUUCUGAGCAUGCUGGCACCUCUGGCAGAGCCCAUCCGGCUCCUGUCACCCCUCAGGCUCUUGCCCAGCAGCCUGCUGUGAUAAAGCACAGCAGCAUCCCAGCUAGGCAGGUCCUCAAGCCAGAGCUGAGAGAUAGUUCAAAAUCAAAAUGAACAGGAGGAAAAAAAGAUGCCGGGAUGGGCUCUAUCAUUCCCUGCAGUGUUUCCCACCUGAUGCAUGCAGCCAGUGUUUGCAUGCCCGGAGCAGUCAGUUCCUGGCCUGUGGGUUUAUGGUUUGCCACUAGAAGGCUUUUUAAAGGGGCCUCUGGGAGCAGCCCUCCAUUUCUCCAUUUCUCCAGUGUUACAGGCAGAGCUUCCAUGCUUCAGGCACUCAGAUUCACUUGUGCCUUUGGAAAGUGUCAGUGAGACUGGCAUGGGUGCCCAGCUGCACCAUGGUGCAGCUGUCCCAUUGCAAUAGCUUUGGAGAACACGGCCACCCAUGCAGUGGGCGAGGAAAAGCUGGGUAUGGGUACCUUCCCUGCUCCAUCCUUCUCAGCACUACGUCAAUUUGAGAGCGUGCAAGGGGAUGCUUUAACACCCAUGCUGAUAAGCACAAUCAAUUACCUUUUUUCCUUCUUUUCCCUCUUGCUGGAGAGAGGGUGAAGCGAGAUGUGGGUGACAUGAAUCAACAAGCAGGCAUGAGUGCUCUCAGGAAGCAUCAGCACUCAGCAUCACAGGCACAGCAGCAUCCAAAGUGCCAUCAGCUUGUUCCUGGAGUCCUGCCCUCCAAUUAGCCAGGGAGAGCCUUUCCCCCAGCACUCUCUCCACCCUGUGAGUUAUCAUCCCAUUUGCUGCACCAUGGGAUGGAUGGGUCAUGGAAGCCCCAGUAAAGCUUGAAUUGUGGGGAUUUAUUACGGGGAGGUGAGCUUAGCUCGUAAGCUUGCAAGAGAACAAAAUAACUCAUCCUGGGUCCUAUGAAAAACCAUACCCAGGCAUGGCUGUGUAAGAGUACAGGAUACGAAAUGUAACAUGAUUAAAUCCAAAAAAUAUGCUGUGAAAAACUGUGAGGUAACAAGAGCAUUAGUUAGGAUGUGCAGCAUCAGUCAGAGUCGUUUUUUCUCAUUAAAGGGAGACAUUUCAUUAAAAGUGAGGUUUUCAUCCCAUGUAAGCCAAGUUCUCAGCAAGAAUCAAGAGACAGGUGUGGGGUCUGCACAGUGGCCAAAGCUGUGGACUUUGCUGUGCUGGACCAACAGCUUUUGCCUUGCCUCUGGUUGCAUCUGCUCAGCCUUAACAUUGCAUAAAGUAGUGGGGCUUUUUUUGCGUUUCUUUAGUUGUAACAUGAGUUUGCUGGCUAAGCACGUGUGGGAACAUCUGUAAGCAGUAAUACAUGUGAAUAAAAAUCCCUCGUGAUUUAACAAAGA